Phycodurus eques (leafy seadragon) is the source of this 1093-nucleotide messenger RNA. RefSeq names its product ubiquitin thioesterase OTUB2-like. Lineage: Eukaryota; Metazoa; Chordata; Actinopteri; Syngnathiformes; Syngnathidae. The transcript has 5 exons. Bases 204 to 887 code for a protein of 227 amino acids. The record is from RefSeq and is a predicted model, not a curated record. Gene Ontology annotation, biological process: negative regulation of double-strand break repair; protein K48-linked deubiquitination. Gene Ontology annotation, molecular function: cysteine-type deubiquitinase activity; ubiquitin binding. Gene Ontology annotation, cellular component: nucleus.
GUGGUACUGUCAUACUUCCGUUCAACUCGAAAACAAAAUCUUAGCGAAACGCUUUUAAAGGCAGCCUUUUUAGAUUUAAGGACGCCCCCCGCCUCUGAUGUACUUCAUCACCUAAACGUUGCGGAACAUGUCUCGGAGCUAAGUGACAUGACGAGCUCGUUCGCUCGCAGCCGCAGCUUUUGCGAGCUUUCUUUUGUCGAAAGAUGGAGGCUGGCUGCCUGGUGUCGCGCAGAGAAGAUAUUGCUGUGCUCUCCCCACAACAAAAACAUUCCAGCAAAUGUCAAGAGCUGAGCGCCUUGUUCUCCUCCGUGAGGAAAGUGCGAGGCGAUGGAAACUGUUUUUACAGAGCCUUUUGUUUCGCCUAUUUGGAAUCAAUCUUGCACAAUGUCAAGGCUUUGCAAAGAUUCAAGGAGAAAGUCAUCACGACCAGCGAACACCUCGCCUCUGCAGGAUUUGACCAGAGUUCCUUCCAGCUCCACUUGAACACAGUCCUCAAUGUCAUCGAACACUGCGAGGGCAGCGACCAGGAAGAGAUGCUGUUCAGGCUUUUGAACGAUCACGUGACCUCAGACAACGUGGUGCAGUACCUGCGCCUGCUCACAUCUGCGCACCUGCAGAACCACGCAGACGACUUCCGCAACUUUGUAGAGGCGCCCAGUCUGCAGGUCUACUGUCAUCAGGAAGUGGAAGCUAUGGGGAUGGAGUGUGACCAUGUGGACAUCCUGGCUCUAACUCAGGCACUGGACAUCUGCAUCCACAUCGUCUCAAUGGACGGCGAAGAUGAGCAGUUGGUGCACCACAUUAUCCCUGAUGGGGCCGAGCCCUCCAUGCACCUCCUCCACCACAUAUCACACUUUAGCAUUCUGGGCCCCCAACCCCCACCCUGACUGCUUCCCCCAGUAACAGACGUGGCCUGGGAUUGAGUAAAAUUCUGAUAGAGUUUUAGGACAUGGUCAAUUCUGUACAUUGUACACAGUCAAAUGUUUUGAAUAGCGCUGUCAAUAUCAGUGACUUAACUUGAUCAAAGGACAACAUGUGGGGCUUUGCAUUAUUUUUCACACCCUUAACACUAAUUGGGUCUGCAAAAUUGGGA